Molecule: messenger RNA, 816 nt
Organism: Cooperia oncophora
Lineage: Eukaryota; Metazoa; Nematoda; Chromadorea; Rhabditida; Trichostrongylidae
Source: the annotation of a GenBank genome assembly
AUGUGGGGCAUCUUAAAAACGAUCGAUCAACACAGAGUACUUUUUCCUUUUCCAGGAGCUAGUAAAACUCAGUCAGUAGAUUCCACUGAUGGCGGCUUCCCGGGAAUGUCGUCUGGUGGCACUCCAGGAGGAGCAGGAGGAGGGCCUGGUGGUGGUGGCGGCGGUGGUGCUAAUAGCGGUAUGAUGAUGGUUCCUGGUUGCAUGACAGGACCACCACGCCAUAUGCAACCGAUGCCACCCGAUAUGUCGCAUUAUGGCGGUGUGCCAACCUCACAAAUGGGCAUGAAUCCAGCUGCCACAGGAAUGCCGUACUACCCCAGCAUGUCACCAAACACUGUACCUACAAGCUCGUCAGCAUCUGCUGGUAGCACACCCUCCAUGGGUAUGCCAAAUGGGAUGUAUCCUAUGGGUAAUGUACCCCAUAGUGCAGCAGCAUCAAUGAAUAUGGCCAGACUGCAGGACAUGUCUCAACAAGUCAAUGAUAGUAGAUCCCAACAAGUCCCUGUGUCUGGUGUUUAUCAGAAUAUGUCCAAUGGCCAGAUGUCAUCUGGUGAUCAACAAUCGCUCAGCAGCCCUAGGAAUCAGAUGACCCAGAAUCCAUAUCAACAAUCAGGGAACCAGUUCGACAUAUCUCCUCAAUGUCCUAAGUGCCUAUGUCUUGUAUCGCCUACAAACCGUUCCGUGCAGUGCAACGGCCCGUGCAUGCGCUUAUUUCAUCAGAAUUGUACUGGUCUACUUCCACGAGCGUUCGCUUUAUUGGAAGAAGAUCCGAGUGCAAAAUGGGUAUGUGGCGCAUGUGAAUCAUCAGUUCUAUGA